Molecule: messenger RNA, 717 nt
Organism: Colletotrichum karsti
Lineage: Eukaryota; Fungi; Ascomycota; Sordariomycetes; Glomerellales; Glomerellaceae
Exons: 2
Coding region: 1-717 (238 amino acids)
Biological process (GO): GPI anchor biosynthetic process
Cellular component (GO): mannosyltransferase complex; endoplasmic reticulum membrane
Molecular function (GO): mannosyltransferase activity
Source: RefSeq, a predicted model, not a curated record
AUGCGUCAUUCACUCUUCUUCGGUGUUUCCCUGGCCAUCGGCCUCGACGUCGUCCAGGCCAACACCGAGAAGGUCAUAUUCCUUGGACCCGAGACCGUCAACGUCCCGACAACACCGCCGACGCUCCAAGAUCUCCGCUUAGACGUCCUCACGCCGGACGACUGGUCCAAGAGGGUCGAUCUUCGAGCCUCAUUCCCGACCAAAGAGACUCCCUCGGGCACGGCAACAUGGGUGCUGCUCACAAAUCUCACAAAAGACCAGCGGUAUGAGCUGAGAGUGUGCUGGGCGGCAACUCAACCGACGGCGUUCUCACUCGACGUAUUUGAGCUGCCCGUCGUGUGGGAUACCCCCGAGUUGAUCACCUCGCUCGCUACCUAUGCCUUUUCUCGCCAACCGGAUUCGGAGUCUGGCGAUGCUGAGAAAACACCGUGGACAGUCGGCCAGGAGCACGAAGCCUCACUUCUGUUCCUCCGCGUGUUGGCAGCGGCAGAUUAUUACACGGACAACGCCACGCUCAUGGCCAACGUCGAGCCCGUCAGAGCCGACCUCAUACUCGAUCCGUUUCUCCUCAACGCUUUGCCGAGGUCACUACUUCCAACCGUCGGCUACAUCAUUGCUGUUGCGGUUAUGGCAUGGUUUCUAUCUAGGCUCAUUCUUGGGUGGAUUCAACCUGUGCUCGCCGCUGAAGGCAAGGCUGCAGAGAAAAAGAGGAUAUAA